Molecule: messenger RNA, 2106 nt
Organism: Cicer arietinum (chickpea)
Lineage: Eukaryota; Viridiplantae; Streptophyta; Magnoliopsida; Fabales; Fabaceae
Product: heavy metal-associated isoprenylated plant protein 32
Molecular function (GO): metal ion binding
Source: RefSeq, a predicted model, not a curated record
GAAGAGAGAGAGAGAGAGAGAGAAAUAUAAUUUAAGGUGGAUUCUUAUCCAAGCCAAACAACCCACAUGGGCACGGUUAAAUUUUGAGGGAAGUUAACAGUGAUAAAUAAAAUGAUGAAGUCACUUCCGUAGCAAAAUACAGUACUAAUAAAUAAUGGCACCAAACAAACUCUUUCAACACCGUUACCCAUUUUCUUCCAAUCACUACUCACCAUUCUCUCUGCUCUCAACCAUUUCUCUUCUUUUCUCUCAUUUGCUUCUACUUUCAUUCUUAUAACCUUACCAAACCAACAAGCUUCAUUUUCCUUUCUUUUUUCCUCAUUUCUUCUCUGUUUCUCAGAUCUAUAAUCACCCAGAUCUUUUUUUUUUUUUUUUUUUUUCUGUUUGUGUUUGUAGACAUGAGUAAAGAAGAAUUUUUGAAGAUACAGAAAAGUGUUCUUAAAGUGAACAUACACUGCGAUGGAUGCAAGCACAAAGUGAAGAAAAUCUUGCAGAAAAUUGAUGGGGUGUUUACAACUGAAAUAGAUGCAGAGCAAGGAAAGGUUACAGUUUCAGGGAAUGUGGACCCUAACGUUCUCAUCAAGAAGCUUGCUAAAUCAGGAAAACACGCAGAGUUAUGGCCUUCACCCAAACCAAACAACAACAAUAAUAAUAACAACCAAAACCACCUUGUUAAUCAAUUAAAGAACAUGCAAAUUGAUAAUGGUAAAGGUGGUGGAAACAACAACAAUAACAAAGGACAGAUUCAGAAUCAGAAUCAGAAUCAGAAAGAUGGAAACAAUAAUCAACCGAAAAGUGGUCAACAAGGACCUAAUCCUCAGCAAUUACAACAGCUUCAGCUUCAGCAACAGUUACAGCAGCUUCAACAGAUGAAAGGGUUUCAAGAUCUGAAUCUACCUCAAUUUAAGGGUAUGAAACCACCCAAUCAAAAUCCGAACCAGAAUGCUAAAGCUGUUAAAUUUGAUGAAGACGAGGAUGAUUUUAGUGACGGUGAAUUAGAUGAUUUUGAUGAGGAGGAUGAUGACGAAGAAGAUGAUGAUUUUGAUGAUGAGUUUGAUGAUGAAAUGGAUGAGUUACCACCUAAUAAGAUGAAACCCCCUAACCCUGUGCCUAUGGGGAAUGGACCUCACAUGAUGAUGAAUGGGAAUCAUCCACAGCUUAUCAAUGCCAUGAAAGCUGGAAAUUUUAACGGCGGCGAUGGAAAGAAACCUGGUGGUGGACCUUUGCCGUUUCAAAUGCAGGGCAUGGUCGGUGGAAAUGGAAAUGGAGGAAAGAAUGGGGGUGGUGGUGGUGGUGGUAAUAAUCAGAAUCAUGGUGGAGGUAACAAAAAUAACGGUGGCAUACCAGAGGGUAAAAACAGUGGUGGUGGUGGUGGUGGAAAUAACAAUAACAAUAAUAAUCAGAACAGUGGGGGUAAAAAGGGUAUUUCUGUACCAAUAAGUGGUGGUGGUGGUGGUAAUAAUGUUCAAGCUAUGAACAAUAAUGGAUUUCAAAAAAUGAUGAUGGGUGGUGGUGGUGGUGGUCAUCCUCACCCCGCUAUGGGUGGAGGUAUGCCAAUCCCUGCCGUUCAAGGUCUACCGGCAAACGGCGGUGGUGGAUACUUCCAAGGUGGUGGUCCGGAAAUGAUGGCAGGGAAUCCUCAGCAGCAGCAGCAGCAACAACAACAACAACAGAUGAUGGCUGCUGCUGCGAUGAUGAACCAACAACGUGCAAUGAUGUAUGCAAGGCCACCUCCUGCUGUUAAUUAUAUGUACCCUCCUUAUCCUUAUCCUUAUCCUCCUCCAGAUCCUUACACUCACUUUUUCAGUGAUGAGAAUACUUCCAGCUGCAAUAUCAUGUGACUCUAUCAAUCAUCAUUCACCUAUCCUCUCUAAUUUUAUUUUAUCAAAUAUAUAUCAUCAUACCAAUGGAACGUGAGUUUUUUUUUCUUCAUUUUUCUUUGAUUAUGAUCCUCUUUCAUCAGAGGGACUAGUAGUUUAUAGAUAUAUAGUACUAUAUCUUAUCAUAUUAUUAUUAUUAUUAUGUUCUUCGGUUGUAGUAGUAGUAGUACUAUAUCAUAUAUGUGUUUAUAUUUUGGAAAUAGUAAUAAAAAAAAUUACAACCACA